Messenger RNA from Bombina bombina (fire-bellied toad), 2203 nucleotides. RefSeq names its product cAMP responsive element binding protein like 2 (gene CREBL2). The transcript has 4 exons. Lineage: Eukaryota; Metazoa; Chordata; Amphibia; Anura; Bombinatoridae. The coding region runs from base 431 to 793 and encodes 120 amino acids. The record is from RefSeq and is a predicted model, not a curated record. Gene Ontology annotation, biological process: regulation of DNA-templated transcription. Gene Ontology annotation, cellular component: nucleus. Gene Ontology annotation, molecular function: DNA-binding transcription factor activity.
UCCUCUUGUGUCCUCGCUUUUCCAAUAUUCGCAGCACUUUGCUUAUGGUAGCUGUAGUUUUAUUCAGUAUUUCUUUUCGCACAUUUCCUGUCUAGGCUAGUUAAUAAGAGACUAUAUUUACCAGCAUUCUAUAGGCCAAUUAUUGUACCCGUGACGUUACGAAGCAGACUGACUGAGGCACUGGUAAACAAACUAAUGGCUGUUCCGCCGUGGCCUGAGUACUGCUGGUGAACAAUCUACCAAUUAGAGCUAUUAUUAAGCCACCGAUAGGGACUAGAAACAGUUCAAAAGGUUUAACUGAUACGGGUGUUCGUGAUGUAUUUAAUUUAAGCCUGGUUAUUUAAUCGUGUUGUGUAAAUCUGUAGAAUAUUCUAAUUAGAGUUUAGACUGUGACAUUUCUCCCCUGGAACUGACGUUAAAGCCCGCGAUCAUGGACGAUAAUAAGGUGUCUGGAGGAAAAGUGAAGAAACCCGGCAAACGGGGAAGAAAACCGGCCAAAAUAGACUUAAAGGCAAAAUUGGAACGAAGCCGGCAAAGCGCCCGUGAAUGUAGGGCCAGGAAGAAAUUGAGAUACCAGUACCUUGAGGAGCUGGUGUCUAGUAGGGAGAGAGCAAUCUGUGCCCUGAGAGAGGAACUUGAAAUGUACAAGCAGUGGUGCACAGCAAUGGAUCAAGGAAAAAUCCCUUCUGAAAUCAAAGCUUUACUUAGUGGUGAGGAAUUCAGUAAAUCUGCACCUAAUUCAGGCAAACCGCACAGACCAGGGAAAACAGACCAUGCAGAGAAAUGUCCCUGAACACAACUUAUAUGUAUGAUGAAACAUCCACAUAGUGGCAGAAAAUGGCACACACAGAUGAUGAUGGUGUCUGGUGGAACCAUCUCAACCGUAAAUGGGUUACCUGAGCUUGAACUUUUGGCAGCAACGGACGGUCGGGGCAUGAAGUCACCUAUAGCCCAGCAGAUAUUCUCACACCUCUCUUCGCUGCCUUGUUAUAACAAGUGUAAUACUUUUUGCUUGUUUUAAGCUACGUUAGGAUUACUCCUACAGCUUCAGAGUAAAAUAGAGAGAGAGCUAAGAAUGCAUGAAUCUUCAGUAGGAAGAAAAUCUUUUAAACUAUUUUGUUUAAGGAUAUUAAGCUGAAAUAUUUGCCUUGUGUUUUAUUUUUGGAAGACUUUAUUUACAAUAUAUUUUUGAAAUAACCUAUAAUUUUAAAGAAACUGACUUUUUACAGAUUGACACACAAUUAGAGACAUUAUUUAUUUUCACUUACACUUAAAACUGCCCAUAACUAUUUACUUUGUCUAAAAUCCUAACCUGGUUGUGACAAAAAUGCAAGGGCCAUUAAACUUUAGCAUUGCAAAGGUAUUAUUUUACUUUUUAAACAUCGUUUUUUUUUUUCCCACUACCCCAAAGAGAAUGGAGUGCACACGGUGGACUUAAGAACCCUUACCUUUCAACAGUCUACAUAUUUAUUGCUUAUAUCUGCGCAGGAGCUCAUUUUUAUCUAGUCCUAAUGAGCCCCAAGAAAGGAGAGAAGGGAAUCGUACCCCAUGCAUUUCAGUGCUCAGUUGCCAAUAUUUACUAUGCAUAUAUAAAUAAAAUAAAGCUUAAAUCUCCCUUAAAGGAAUGUAACAAUUAUUAACUUUUUAGGUUAGAUAUAGUCAUAAACAGCAAGGAACAUUUUAGACAUAAAAUAGAUUUUUAAGAACUUGUGUUCCCUUUGUCACAUGUAUAGAAAACUGACAACCAAAAAAUAAAUAUUAUUUUCCAUGUCCACUUAUAGGGGAGAACUCUUUGGGUCUCCUUUAAUUGAUUUUAGUUGAUAACUUGUCAACCCUAUUUUAUUGUUCAAUCAAUGCAUUUGAAAACUUAUUUUCUUGAAUGUUAAACUUCAAAUGUAUUCUUUAAAAUUCAUUAGGUUUAUUUGAGAAUGUUUCACAAUAUAGCAAAAGGUGCCAUAACAACAAAAAUAGAUUUCAACAGAAGGCAAGAGUUUGUUUUUGUUCUUAUUUAGAUAACCUAUUAAUGUUAGUAUAUUUUUAAAUUGGUACUUUUUUUGCACUGUUUAUCUCCUAAAUCUCUUAUAGGGUAUAUGAAAACUGACCUGUCUCAGGUAGCCAUUUUGUUUCACUGAAUGAAACACAAGGAUUGGGGUUGAUUACAAUGUUUAACAUUUCAGAAUAAAAAGAUUUUGUUUUACACAAA